AUGCCUCCUCGACUAAAUAUCCCGCCGGUUACCCGGGUUGUGCUUGUGGUCCUCCUUCUUCAGUCCGUCUUAAGCGCUGCUGUGCGCUAUCGUCAGUGGUCCGCACAUUCGGAGAUCGUUGUCGAAUGGCUUACCCUGAUACCACAAUUAUCACUAUUUUAUCCAUGGACCUUUUUAACGGCUACAUUGGUCGAGAAUAAUAUAUUCACCUUGGCUAUUGCCGGCCUCACUCUUUACCAUGGGGGCAAGUAUCUGGAACGAGCCUGGUCCUCCAGGGAAUUCGCAAAGUUCCUUCUUGUGGCAUCCCUGAUACCCAAUACCUUGACCUUUCUAGUUCUCGUCACGCUAUUCACUAUCACUCGAAAUGAAGAUUGGACGUUGAUGACUAUUGCCGGCACGAUACCACUCCAGAUUUCAUUCCUCGUUGCUUUUAGCCAACUUGUUCCUGCCCAUACCGUUACUCUCUUCCGAGGUGUCCUCUCCUUACGGGUACCUCGGUUCCCUCUACUUUACAUUGGUCUCGUUGCGAUACUCGCACUGACACCAUUGCUCACGAGCGCGUCUCUACUCCUAGCCUUAUUCGGUCUCCUGUCGAGUUGGACCUACUUACGUUUCUACAAGACCGUUUUCCCAGACCUCGAUUCUUCGCAGCCAACUUCGAUGCGUGGUGAUGCAAGUGAGACGUUUGCUUUUGCUGAAUUUUUCCCCGGGCCUGUCAAGCCGUUUGUAGCACCAAUUACGGAGCAAAUUUUCAACUUGUUGGUAGCGAUAAGAAUUUGCACUCCUUUUUCGCAAGCCGAUAUCUCUGCUGCUGCACAGGGAAGUAGCUUCAUACAGCGAACCGGCCACGGAGGUGUUAGGGCCGAGGCAGAGAGACGACGAGCUCUGGCUUUGAAAGUACUGGACCAACGACUACAUGCUGCAACCGCAGGACCUAGCGGCUCUUCGCGAACUCAACCACAGCCUCCUAACCAGCCUUCCGGCCCAACAAUACACACGCAACCGCAGGCGAAUAGUCAGGCCGCGAUGACAACACAACCAAACACGGUGUUGGGGGAAACAAAUUAUAACCCCGAACAAGACCAUAUUGAAAAGGAAGACUCUUGA
Hypoxylon trugodes is the source of this 1107-nucleotide messenger RNA. RefSeq names its product DUF1751-domain-containing protein. Gene Ontology annotation, cellular component: Golgi apparatus; membrane. Gene Ontology annotation, biological process: retrograde vesicle-mediated transport, Golgi to endoplasmic reticulum. Bases 1 to 1107 code for a protein of 368 amino acids. Lineage: Eukaryota; Fungi; Ascomycota; Sordariomycetes; Xylariales; Hypoxylaceae. The transcript is spliced from 2 exons. The record is from RefSeq and is a predicted model, not a curated record.